Molecule: messenger RNA, 2347 nt
Organism: Phialemonium atrogriseum
Lineage: Eukaryota; Fungi; Ascomycota; Sordariomycetes; Cephalothecales; Cephalothecaceae
Product: males-absent on the first protein
Exons: 2
Coding region: 318-2138 (606 amino acids)
Biological process (GO): negative regulation of DNA-templated transcription; positive regulation of transcription by RNA polymerase II
Cellular component (GO): MSL complex; chromatin
Molecular function (GO): transcription coregulator activity; histone H4K16 acetyltransferase activity
Source: RefSeq, a predicted model, not a curated record
CGCAUGGGUCAGGACCCUGAUGACAAUGGGUUCAGUUAGCAGAAACAAACUUCUGAUUCAAUCGUCUUAUUCUUCAGUUGUGACUGCGCUCCUCCUCUGUCUUAUCUUCCAUACUGGCAUCUUUAAUCAAGCAAAGCAAGGACAGUGCUCUAUGUGAAGUGAAGAGGCCUAACUUAGUUGCACUCCGCCUCCCUGCUACCCCUCAGAAGAAGUCGAUUCAUCAUGUCAACAUAAUAUUAAGACCACGUCCUGUCCGUUACCGGCUGAGCCUCAGCCGACCUAAUACCUACACACCCUUCCACACACAGUCAUAACUUAUGGCUCCUCUCAAGCGAAAGCGCCCUCACGAUGCGAUUCCCGACCCUCCAGCUCCGGAGCCGAUAACGCGUCGUGCAACGCGCCAGACCUCAAUCGCCCCACUUCCUGUACAAUCGGAUCCAGAGCCAAGACGACGCCGAAAGCGUGGGGGGAACAAGGAAGAGUUGGACAAGAUGCAAAAAAAUGGGAAACUGGGCCUUACCAAACCUCUGGAUGCCCUUCCGGUUUCCCAGCCUUGCGGCAAGAAGGAAAACAUCCCUCUGCCGCCCGUCCACUCGGGACCUCUGAAGCCAAACCGAGCCACAAGAAAUGGGAAGACGAAGACUGGAAUAGCAAGUCAACCUUCAAUGCCCGGAUCGUCCGAUAUCGAGAAUGUCAGCCCCGGCUCAACAUCGGGCCCGAGUCCAUUGACCUCUGUGGCUCGACCUACAAUGCGACCGACAGAACCCGCCAGUCGUCGCGCACGACCGAUCGAACCGCAUCAGCAAUCCGCCGUCCAACGUGCAGACAUGGCCGCGCCGGCGGCUUCCAUCCCCGCGCACCAGCCGCCUCGACAGCAGAAGCCAGCGGGAAGCACAGCCGACAAGUCCCUGAACGGCCGCCCGGACCGCAACAUCGACAAGGUCGUGCUGGGGGAGAUAUGCUUCCGCGCCUGGUAUCCGUCAUACUACGGGAAGGAGGUCUUGGGCGACAUAUCGGGCAACAGCGCCAAGGCCGCCAUGAUAUCGGCUGCCAAUGGCGUAAACGGGGAGGACGGCGGCGGGAAGGGCCAAGGACGACGAGACAGGGACAACGUGCCGAUCCUGGAUCGGUUGUAUGUGUGUCCUUGUUGCUUCAAGUAUUCCAAGGAGCUUGUCGCCUGGUGGGAGCAUGUCCGCGUUUGCGAGACGAGGUGCUUCGUUCCCGGAAAGAAAAUCUAUGCUCACCCGAAAGGCCGGCGGAAAGUUCUCAUUCCCGCAACAACCGGACCAAAGUUUGCGAGGGGAAGGCGGGGAAAUGGAGCGGGAAAGAUGGUUGAAGGAGUGGUCCAGGAUGAAGGAGAAUGGAGCAUAUGGGUGGUCGAUGGCGAAAAGGAUGUGCUCUUUUGCCAAAACCUCUCAUUGUUUGCGAAGCUCUUUCUCGACAACAAAUCGGUGUUCUUCGACGUCACGGGCUUCAACUACUUUUUACUGGUGUACUCGCCUCCCUCACCACCGACACCUAAUCCGAAUGCCGAUGUGUCCGACGUCAUCCAGCCGCGGAAGCAGAUCGUCGGUUUCUUCUCCAAAGAGAAGCUGUCGUGGGACAACAACAACCUAGCCUGUAUCCUCAUUUUCCCACCGUGGCAGCGCAAGGGAUUGGGAUCUCUCCUUAUGGGCAUCUCCUACGAAAUAUCAAGACGAGAGGGUCUCCUUGGCGGGCCGGAGAAACCCAUUUCGGACCUCGGCAAGAAAGGCUACAAGAGGUUCUGGGCCGGUGAGAUCUCGAGGUGGCUUCUCAGCCUGGACACAACAGGCGACGGGGCGGAGGCCGUCGUUGAUACAGAUGAGUGCAGCAGGGCGACGUGGAUCGCGCCGGAAGACUGUUUACUUGUGUUGAGAGAAAUGGGUCUCGUCGAGGACGCUGGGGAAGUGCCAGUACCCGGCCAAGAUGCCCAGGACGAGGCGGAGGCGGAGGCCGGGGAGGUCGAGAAGCAAUAUAUCCGGCGAGUGAGAAUCUCAAAGGAGGCUGUUCGGCGCUGGGUCGUUGCGAACGGCAUCGGUUUGGAAAGGACCUGUGAUCCGGAAGGCUUCAUCGAUGGUUAUGCUCUCAAGCCGGUGGAAACUGAGGAGGAGAGUUGAGACCGGGAAUAUGAAUUGUUCCCAACCUAUCCGGAAUUGAUUGAUGCCGGGUACUGUAAUGAUAAGUACGGCGUAGGAUGUUUGAGUUGUUGACCUUGGCACACUGUUGUUGACAUUGCCUUGGCACACCAGAGACGAUCCACCUUGCUCUCACGCCGCUUGUAAUGGAAUUGAUGAUCCACUGGAAUGGUUUCCAGCGUUAUUUGUUA